Hydractinia symbiolongicarpus is the source of this 5159-nucleotide messenger RNA. RefSeq lists its product as uncharacterized. The coding region runs from base 1 to 1812 and encodes 603 amino acids. The transcript is spliced from 3 exons. Lineage: Eukaryota; Metazoa; Cnidaria; Hydrozoa; Anthoathecata; Hydractiniidae. The record is from RefSeq and is a predicted model, not a curated record.
AUGCUACCAACCACAGAAAAUAGUGUUAUUACCCCAGAAUACUUUUGGUAUAAUAAACAGAAAAAAAAAAAAAAUAUACUAAAUAUGUGUCUAAACCAUUACAGUAUCCCUAACAAACUAAUUAUGGUGGUAAUUGUUGUGGUUAACCUGGAACAGAUUAAGCUGCUUCAUCCAUUAAAGAGGAGCCAUCAUCCAUUAAAGAAUAGCCAUCAUCUAUUAAAGAAGAACCUUCGUCCAUUAAAUAAGGGCCAUCAUCCAUUUGAAAAGAACCAUCAUCCAUUAAAGAAGAGCCAUCAUCCAUUAAAAAAGAGCAAUCAUCCAUUAAAGAAGAGCCAUCAUCCAUUAAAUAAGAGCCAUCAUCCAUUAAAGAAGAGCAAUCAUCCAUUAAAGAAGAGCCAUCAUCCAUUAAAUAAGAGCUAUCAUCAAUUAAAGAAGAGUCAUUAUCCAUUAAAGAAGAACCAUCAUCCAUUAAAUAAGAGCCAUCAUCCAUUAAAGAAGAACCAUCAUCCAUUAAAGAAGAACCAUCAUCCAUUAAAGAAGAACCAUCAUCAAUUAAAGAAGAGCAAUCAUCCAUUAAAGAAGAGUCAUCAUCUAUUAAAUAAGAGCCAUCAUCUAUUAAAGAAGAGCCAUCAUCCAUUAAAUAAGAACCAUCAUCCAUUAAAUAAGAGCCAUCAUCCAUUAAAGAAGAGACAUCAUCCAUUAAAGAAGAGACAUCAUCCAUUAAAUAAGAGCAAUCAUCCAUUAAAUGAGAGCAAUCAUCCAUUAAAUGAGAGUCAUUAUCCAUUAAAGAAGAACCAUCAUCCAUUAAAGAAGAGCCAUCAUCUAUUAAAGAAGAGCCAUCAUCUAUUAAAGAAGGAUCAUCAUCCAUUAAAAAAGAGCCAUCAUCCAUUAAAGAAGAGCAAUCAUCCAUUAAAGAAGAGUCAUCAUCUAUUAAAUAAGAGCCAUCAUCUAUUAAAUAAGAGCCAUCAUCCAUUAAAUAAGAGCCAUCAUCCAUUAAAGAAGAACCAUCAUCCAUUAAAGAAGAGUCAUCAUCCAUUAAAGAAGAGCCAUCAUCCAUUAAAGAAGAGCAAGCAUCCAUUAAAGAAGAGCCAUCAUCCAUUAAAGAAGAGCCAUCAUCAAUUAAACAAGAGCCAUCAUCAAUUAAAGAAGAACCAUCAUCCAUUAAAUAAGAGCCAUCAUCCAUUAAAGAAGAGUCAUCAUCUAUUAAAUAAGAGCCAUCAUCCAUUAAAUAAGAGCCAUCAUCCAUUAAAGAAGAGCCAUCAUCCAUUAAAGAAGAGCAAGCAUCCAUUAAAGAAGAGCCAUCAUCCAUUAAAGAAGAGCCAUCAUCAAUUAAAGAAGAGCCAUCAUCAAUUAAAGAAGAACCAUCAUCCAUUAAAGAAGAGCCAUCAUCAAUUAAAGAAGAACCAUCAUCCAUUAAAUAAGAGCCAUCAUCCAUUAAAGAAGAGCCAUCAUCUAUUAAAGAAGAGCAAUCAUCCAUUAAAGAAGAGUCAUCAUCUAUUAAAUAAGAGCCAUCAUCUAUUAAAGAAGAGCCAUCAUCCAUUAAAUAAGAACCAUCAUCAAUUAAAGAAGAGCAAUCAUCCAUUAAAGAAGAGCAAUCAUCCAUUAAAGAAGAGCCAUCAUCCAUUAAAGAAGAGUCAUCGUCCAUUAAAGAAGAGCCAUCAUCCAUUAAAGAAGAGCAAUCAUCCAUUAAAGAAGAGUCAUCAUCUAUUAAAUAAGAGCCAUCAUCCAUUUAAAAAGAACCAUCAUCCAUUUAAAAUGAGCCAUUAUCCAUUAAAGAAGAGCUAUCAUUCAUUAAAAGCUACAUGCAUUUAAAAAAAGAGUCAUCAUCUAUUAAAGGGGAGCCAUCAUCCAUUAAAGAAGACCCAUCAUGUAUAAAAAAAGACCUAUCGUCUAUUAAAAAAGACCCAUCAUCUAUGAAAAAAGACCCAUCGUCUAUUAAGGAAGACCCAUCAUCUAUUAAAGAAGAGCCAUCAGCAUCAGUAUAUUCUGUGGACGUUCAUCUGUCUGUGAGCCAAAAUGAUAGCUGCUAUGGGCUAACUACUAUAGUCAUUCAUAAUUUUCAAUACUCUGAAGAUGAGAGCGUUCGAGGAAUCAAAACGUUUAUCACAUUGGCUCAUUGAAAAAUUUGUUUAACUAACAACGGAAAUUAAUUACAACUACUGUAUCCAACGUACCAAAGUCUUCAUAGAUUCUAAAAAUGACAUGAUUAAAAAUUUUGGUUAAAAACACUAGAUAUAAAUUAAGUUUAAUGGCGAUUGUUGCCUUCCAGUUGAUGGUAACGAAACUAUCCCAGUUGUAUACCUGAUGAUGGACGACUUCAGUGAUGAUCAAGAAAAAGAAAUAUCGUUUGAACAGCUUGCACAAAAUUGUGGAAGAUAUGCAAAAAACAGAUCAGAAUCUAUUAAAGAUUUGCGUUGAAGUUGCAAAGGCUUGCGAUACUUGGGGUAUAUGGAGAAGAAGUCAGACUAGACAUGUCAUCUGAUUAGCACAUACAUUUGUUUAACUUUUCGCAUAGAUUUAAAAUCACGCUUGUGAUAAUGAAAUUAUAUUGUUGCAUGUUGUUGAUCACUUGACAAAAUUUAGUGCGUUUGAAGUCAUAUGAAGUAAAUGUUUUACCAUUCUGCUAUUAGUUUUAGGGAGAUAACAGUGGAGAUUUGAUUAUAAUGGAGAUAAUCAUGACUACUGUUUAGCAAGUUGAAGAGUUGAAACACGAAUUUUGUUGUAACAGCGUAAGAGAGUUAAGUGGAAAGUUUAGUAAUUAACUCUAAAUUGUUGAUACAGCUUCAGCAACUUUUUAGCGGUUAGAGCAUGGAACCUUCUUAAAACGUAACGUGCGGUUUGUUGGAAUAAACCCAACGAAAAGUAGAUCAAAUUUUCUAAGGGAGUUUAGCUUAACAAAUGGAUUAAGAAUUAAAGAGGAAAUCGAAUUUCGAAAUCACCAGAUUGACUAUGGAAUUGUUGACAAAAAGACCAACUGUUAAAAAUGGUAAUUGGCACCAAACUUUAAAGAGCUUUAAAAUCAUUGUUUAGCAUGCCAUGAACGUUUUUAAUCAAAUAUAAGCGUUCUCAACAACUCCCCCUCCUGCGUUGAUGAUGUAGUAGCUGCACGAAUUAUAGAUAGGAUCAAAGACGCCCCCAUGAAAAGUCAAGAAAUUGUUAACCUGUGCGGAUGACAUUCAGAGCUGCUAGAAGCAUAGAAGAGGCUAAAUUCUUUGUGUAUCAUGAUGCAUCGUUUGCAGAUUGAAAAUUGGAGCGUUUAAACUUGCAUUAUUGUAUGUACCAAACAGUAUAAUAUGUAUCAUAUGCGUUCAUUGUUCAUUGUUCAUAUUGUUUCACACCAGAAACCAUCUUUCGUAUGCACGAUGAAUAAAUUGAAGGUUUAAUUCGUACCUGAUAACAUCGUCUGGAAGUGCAGAAAUUCAGCGGUCAAUAUAGUAUACAUAUAUAUGAACUCUAGGAAACCAUUUGUCCUUCUAGAAACAUCAAUGAUAUUCCCCUGCAUAACUAAUGAGACAACACUUCAGUGCUGGAAUCACUGCUAUCCAUGUUGGUCCUGUGUCCUAAAUGAAUACAUUAGGUAUACACCAACAUUGCCUACUCAAUUUCCCUUACAUAGCAUGGGUUGACCCAUAGUUAUUGUAAAGGGACUUACUAAACAUGCCUGCGCUGUAAACCGAACCACGUAAACCGAACCACGAACCACUAGGUCACACGCUGUUAAGCAUGAUGCUUACAAAACUAAAUGUACUGUCACAUUGUCUUCAGGUAGGUGUUCUCAUGUCAUGUUGUGAAGAAGAACUUAGCUAGACAUAUUUUCCUGUUUCGGGACUUAUUCUUUGUCGUUUUAUACUGGGCAUUAAGAACCAGACGCAGAGUUACCUUAUUGAAGGCGAUUUUCCACUAGGCGGUCUAAAACGCGCUGAGCGUAAGCGGCUAUUGUUUUAAAACAAUAGCCGCUUAUAACUCCGCUUAAAAUGUUAAUUUUUGAUUUCCGCCUGUUAAAAGCAACAAAAAGAGCACGUAAACUUGAGCACGCAAACUUUUAGACGACAAAAAAUUGUAAACAUGAACGUUUCUACGUAGAAAAUUAUUGCUGUUUAAGAAAAUAAAUCUUCUUAAACUAUUUUUGUUGCUGAAUGAAAAAAACAAAACAAAAACAAACAAAGAAGUAUGCAAAACGGUUUUAGAUAAGACGGCUGUAUUAAGAAACUGAAAAAUUCAAUCUUCUCGUUCAAGAUAUGAAAUUGUAUGACAGUCAACUUUUUUUUCAACAACUAAACUUGAAACUCUUUUAUCUUGGGUUGCUCCCUUAAUUACGAAAAUCGAAACAAAGAUGAGAGAGGCGAUAAGUGCAAAUGAAAGGCCUUGUGUCACAAUGAGAUAUCUUGUCACAGGUGAUAUUUUUGAUGGCUCUCGCAAAAAGUUGUGUAUAUCACGUGGCCUUGAAGCUGCUUAAUUGGAUAGCGCUUUGAAAACGCGCGUAAAAGUCGAAGUAGAGUCGACUUUUGAAAUCGCGCUGAGCGGACCGCUUUUAGCGGGUUUGGGACUGAAAAAAUAAUAGCCGCCACGCUCAGCGCGUUCUGGAACGCUUGGUGGAAAUUCGGCUUAAAGGAGAGGCGAACUGCGCUGCGGCACGGCUGCUGAAUAAAAGUUUAUGAUAAGUGUUGAUUUUAAAGACCAGACUGAUUGACUUGCUCGCCUGCUCCAUAAACUAUAAGCAUAAGCCAUACAUCAUUUUGUUUACAUUUUUGUGUAAUAUAAUUUGCAAUUUGUAAUGUAAUAUAAUUUGCUGAAUUAUUUAUAAUUAAGUAUUUUUACGCAUUUGUCAAACGGAUGGAUAAAUUUAAAAAACAAUGGGAUAUAUUUCUCUUUGUUGUGAUGAUCACACGGUCAAUAUAUACAAAGUGAUUUAAUAAGAAAAAGUUGAAGAUCGAAAUGGCGAAAAUGUUAAACAACAUGUAAAGAACUUGGUGUUUACUAAAAAGUACAUUUAAAACCUACUUAUUUUCACCCCAUACUGCCAUGUUGUUAGAAAGAUAUAUAGGUAGUUAGUCGUGAAAUUUAGUUUUUUAUUUGGUUAUUAUAGUAGUUAUCUUAGCAGAUUUUAGGAUUUAGAAAUCUAUAUAUAUUUUUCUCUCGCCUAAAAUUUAUUUUCUGGC